UUCACUCAGGUCUUAGAAACCCUAUUACUACUCCAAAUUUGAGAAACCUGCCAAGACACCUGUGUUAGUCCCUUGAAGAGAAAUUUUUUUAAGGUGUGUAGAAGUGUUUUUGAAGAGAGGUGUUUUUGACCCAUCUCUCUAAAAUAGAAAGGUUCAUAAAGGGUUAACAAGCUGAAAGAGGAAAAAGGAAGUUCCCUUCUGAUCACUGUGCUCCCAGGCUGACAGUGAGAUAGUGAAGUUUCCUGUUGAAAGAGUAGAGAAGUGCAGUCAGGCAUACUAUUCAAACAAGCCAGACACAGAAGUCUGGAGUAGAGGAUUCACUAAGAGUUUUAGUAAAGCUGCAAGAUAAAAAGCUUCACACUUUCAGUUUUGCCUUCAUCUGUAACAAAGCUUUCAUACACAGAGGCUAAACUAUCUUCCCCUUUUCUCUGAGGAAAAUCUGCUUCCUGCACAUGGAAGAAAACUGCUAGUCACCACAACUGGAAAUAUCAAAUACUAGUCAGUCAUAUACUAACCUGAGUGCAAUCAUGGCCCUAGUCCGGCUGUUCUACUCCCUCGCUGUGCUGCUCAAAUUGGCUCUGUCUGUGGACCAUGUACCUAUGCUGCUCUGGUCAACUCACAGCUCACUGUGGAACUCUGAAGCUGCUUUACAUGAGGGACACAUUAUCUCAAAGCAGGAGCUGCAUAUGCUGCUGCAACCUGUGUUUACCCAGGAUUCCAAGAACCUUGUCUUGUUCCUUCAAGAUACGCUUAGCAUCGAUGACUUCACGCAUUACAGUGAAUCUUAUGAAAAUGAGAAGCCAUUUCACAAUGUUCAGGAACUCCUUGAGUCUUCAUCAUCCUCUUUAGUUUUAUCGGCUGUUGAUUGUCAGGCUACCAGUUACCUUUUGGAUUAUCUUCAAGAAUCAAUGGAUUGGAAGCUAACAGACAUAGAUGAGUUUGAAGUAUCUAAGCUGGAAGUAGACACAUCCAAGCCCAACAUAUUUGUGAUAAGGCUACAGCCAAUCAACAGAUUAAAUGAUAUUUCUACUGCAAAGGCUUUUGCUGCAAAUGACAUAAUAAUUGGAAGACUGACUAUGAGUCUGCAAGAACAAGGAAUUCAGUUUUCAGUAAUUUAUACUGCAGUGAGACCUUCAAGGAUUCCCAGAAGACCCAAUGUAGUGUUGGAAUCAAGACGGCGACUCAUGGCCACUGAAGCGCAAGUGACAGAUGCAUACUAUCCACUGAAUGUGACCAAUGGAACCAGCACAUGCAUCCUUUUUUAUGCCAGUAAUUUCAGCCUCACAGCCAACAAAACAGUUCAUGCGGAUUUGACAAAUUUAACAUUUGUGUCCCGUAAGGUGGACUUCAGUUCAUCUGUUUGUUCAGACGCCAAUGCAACGUUGUCAUUGAACUAUACUGGGUUAGUGGAUGGAAUCAACAACCUAAAAAUAAGAUUUCUAAUGACCCAGAAGUUCUAUAAAGGCUCUGCUCGAAAAUGGUUUACUUUAGAUUCUGUCGAGAUUGCACAUGACAACCAAAUUGUCGCUAGAUUUAAUGUCUCCAUCAUCUCUGCUCCUGCUGAGUAUUCAUUUCAUUGUCAGCUGGUGGGAACCAGCAGUCUCUAUGGUGCAAAGCUGAUUCCAGCCAACACUGAAGCAAAGAACUGGGAUGUUUACCUUUCAGAGUUCCAAAUUCAAGGCUUCAAUAUUCAUAAUAACAUGUUUUCCUACGCAAGCGACUGUACAUCUUUCUUCUCUCCUGGAAUCUGGAUGGGCUUGGUAACGUCAAUAGUUUUAUUAUGGAUCCUGACCUAUGGAAUCCACAUGAUCAUGCAGCUCACAACAAACAGUAGAUUUGAUGAUCCAAAAGGCCAAGCUCUGUCAGUUCCUCAAACAGAGUAGCAAUGGAUUGUUUUGAUAUUGCUUAAAUGUUUCUUAUUAGUAAGAUUAAGUUUUUGUCACGGUUAUUUUUAGUAAAAGUCAGGGACAGGUCACAGGCAAUAAAUAAACGUUCACAGAAGCACACAAUCUGUCUGUGACUUUUACCAAAAAUAAAGAGCGGGGACUGGCUGCCAGGGGAAUGGACAGCCUGAGCCCACCAUCAGAGGAGGAGGGGGGCUGAAGCUGAAGAAGCCACAGAGAUUUGUUAAAAUCAUGGAAUCCGUGACCUCCAUGACUAAAUUAUAUCCUUACUUAUUAGCGAUGUGUGAUUUUUAUGUUCUUUAUGCUUUAUAGUGAAUGUACUCUAAGCAGUUACUGUAAUAGAAAGGUUUAGUAAAACUCCACAAAUCUGGACAAUGAAAUCCUUCCUGAAAAAGAGAACCUUACUCUUGGCAACACUGAUGAUUCUACCAGCUGUUACCCAUUUGUUCAUAGUUGUCUGAGUUAGUCUACACUGCAAUUAAAAAGCCACUGGCAUUGAGUCUCAGAGCCCAGGUCAGCUGACUCAGGCUUGUGGGGCUCAGGCUGAGGGGCUAAAAGUUGCAGUGUAGAUGAUUGGGUAGAUGAUCGGGCUUGGGUAGGAUCCCAGGCUUUGAGGUUCCACAAGGUGGGAGGGUCUUAGCCCAAGCCCCAAUGUCUACACUGCAGUUUUAUAGCCCUGUAGUCCAAGACCUGUGAGCCCGAGUCAGCUAACCCAGGCCAGCCACGGGUCUUUUAUCCCACUGUACAUGUACCCUUAAAGGCAUAAGGUGAAGCCAACGGCAGUCUGGACUCUAACCAGCCAUUAGAAAGAAAAGUAAGAACUUCCAGCAGAUUCAUUAUUCUUCGGAGGAAGAGAAGGAAGGGUGCUUAUUUUUUUUAAAAAAAGACAUUCCUCUGGUAUUUUGGAGAUAAUCUUCGAAAACAAAAUGUUUAUUGAGAAAUUGUCUAUUGAAACUUCUCAAGUCUCCUAUUAAGUUUUUUCCCCUAAGUAUAAAGAAUAUCACAAAAAAAGAUAUUAAUUACACAAGAGGCAAAAAGGUAAAGUUUUUUAUGACAACUGGCAUAUGUGUUUUAUUUUGGCAGUGUGAGUAACAGCAGGGAAAGUGGUAGAGAUACAUAAAUGAAGUGGAAGCAUGUUUUGAAAAGGUUUACUUUUUAAAAAAAAGACAACGUUAUUCAGACUACCCUUCAGAAAUGGCAGGAGCUUUGCAAAAAUGCGACUUCUAAAUUAUUGCUAGAAACUAAAGUUAAAUGGGAAUGAAAUAUUUAAAAAUGAAUAUUGGAAACAGAGAUUAAAAUAAUGUUAUCCUGUCAUGACAAAAAACAUAUUUUGGAUAUAUUUGAAGAAAAAAAUAAGCCUAGCGUUUGUAAAAGCCAAGGAGAGUUUGGUGCCUGACUCUCAUUUCAAUUUUAAUGGGAUUUUGCUGCUAACUCCCUUAAACACCUUUGAAAAUUCCAGCCUUAAAAGAGACUUGAAAAGGAUUUGUUGAAAACUGAAAACUUAUUUGUAGGGUUCCAAAAGGGGAAUCUUUCUUGCUGUUGUUCAGAAAUAUAUUAAGCCAUUUAUUGUAGAAAAAUACAAAGAUGUGGAAAAAAAUCAAUCCACGCGUUGUGUUUUCAAUCAGAUCAGCCCGAGGCCCUUUUAUUGAUUACCAGUGCGCAGGGAAGAACCGUUAUGGAAACGGCCUCUCCAAAGCUAGUUACAGACAACCUUAUAAAGCUUAAAACCACAAUCUUAAUAUGCAAGUUACAUUCGUCAUUUACUUAAUAACUGGUUACAAAACAUUGCAAGGCUAAAACUGAUUGGAGCAGGAGUAAAUUGAUUCCAUAUUACGCUUUUCCUGUUAUUGCUUUUCUAUUUUAUGUGGUUACAUAUUGACAGCAAGGGAUAUGACAAAGUUGUUUUGUUCAGUCUGGGAUUGUUAGGUACUUUCCACUGCUUCCUCGGUGCCCCGCUCCCCACCCCUUUUUCUAGUCUGUCCGGUUCUGACCACUUGACAUGAGGUCUGGGCCUACAUGGCCUUAGAUAACACUGGAUUGUCCCUCACACAAAUGUGUGUAUCUCUGACGAUUCCUAGAUACUCUCUUUGGUUUCAAAAACAGAUCUUUUUGAAAAACCUUCAGUGUAUAUUGAAAAAUUGUGGGAUCAUUACAUAUAUCAGCAUUACCAAAUCCAGUUGGCACCUGCUUGAAGGUGCAACAUAAUCACUCUAGAUCAAUUGUGUCUUGUUAGCAGACAUUCUUCCUGAGAAGACUAGAUGAGUAUACACUAAAUAAAUAGUAGACUAAGGCCAUGUCUACACUGCACUUCUGUCAUUAAAACUUUCAUAGCUCAGGGGUGUGAAAAAACCUCCCCUGCAUGACAUAAGUUUUAAUGACAAAAAGCGCCAAUGUGGACAGCACUUUUUCAGUGGGAGAUGCUCUCCUGAUGAUGGAUCUACCACCCCUCAUUCGGGGUGGUUUUGUUUUGUCAUCAGGAGGGUUCUCUCCCAGCAACAAAGAGUGGCUACAUUGCGCACCUUACAACGGCGUGGCUGCAACGUCACAGCUGUUGUAAGGUGCACAAUGUAGACAUAACCUAAAUCAAGUGACCCUGCAAAGUUUUUCAAAAUCUAAUGUUAUGCAAUGUUGUAUCACAGUGAAAAGUGGUGGUCUAGGGCUAGUCUUUACUAGAAAAUUAGGUCUUGUUAGAAUGCCAGCCUUGAAGAUCUGUGUAAAUUAACACAGUGUUAAACACAGCCUUGCAGUCUGUGUAGACAGUACCAGUUAUGUUUAGCAUUGACUCAGCUGGCUGCAAGUAAGUUCCUUAACAUUCUCCCUUUUGAACUAUCAAGUUGUAGCGUUGCAGUGACUAUGAAAAGGAGAUAAUGUAAGGUUGUUAUGCUAAUGCUGUAGCUUGUCUACCUGAGGAGGCUCUUGUGAAGUAAGCUGGGGUAUGGUUUUAAAGCCCAAGAGCUAUUCCACACUAGUUCCCUCUGUUGAUGCUCUUAAACCAAAUUGAGUGCCUUUUUGUGAAUUCACUUAAAACACUUCCAAAAUGUGUGUUCAGAAACCUGAACAUAUUAAGACUGAGCUGAAUGCUUGUACAAUUAAUAAAGAUAUUGUGCCUUCUCUAAAAGUGUGAUAAAUGAAGGGGGGGGUACCUCCCUUUUAUGGACCCAGGCACCCAGUUAGCUAUAAAAUUCCUCUUAGUAGCUGUUCUCUACUUGCUUUACCUGUAAAGGGUUAAAAGUCCCACUGCGACACAUAGGUAAAAGGAAGUGAAUGGGCACCUGGCCAAAAGAGCCAAUGGGAAGGCUAGAACUUUUUAAAAUUGAAAUAAGACUCCUUUGUCGGUCUGUUGUUGUUCUUGGAGAGAAGCGGACACAGAGCAAUUAUGCUGUAAGAAACUUGGGGCCAGGUAUGAAAAAUCAUCGGUAUCAUACCUAGAAACUACUCAUUUAAAAUCCCAGAUAUGUUAGUAGAUCAGGAAAUGUCUAGGAAGACACGAUUAGGUUUAUCUCUUUAUUACUUUAUGGCUUGUGGUCUCCUCUGUGCUAACCCCAAAUGCUUUUGUUUUGCUUGUAACCUUUGCUGGACCUCAAGAACGUUAUUCUUGAUGCUUAAUCCUUGUAAGUGUUUUUUUAAAAUCUAGCAAUAGCCUGAAUUUCCAGAGGUAUUUUCUUUCUUUUUGUUUUUAAUAAAAUUAACCUUUUUUAAGAACAGAAUUGGAUUUUUGUGUCCUAAGAGGUUUGUGCAUGUUAUUUAAUUAGCUGGUGGCAACAGCUGAUUUCCUUUGUUUUUCUUUCUCAGCUGUUCCCCGAGGGGGAGGGGGUGAAAGGGCUUGAGGGUACCCCACAAGAAGGAAUUCCCAAGUGCACCAUCCUGGGUUAUCAAAGGGGUUUUGCACUUGGGUGGCAGAAUCUACCCAUCCAAGGUCAGAGUAAAGCUGUAACCUUGGGAGUUUAAUACAAGCCUGGAGUGGCCAGUAUUAAUAUUUGGAAUCCUUGCGGGCCCCCACCUUCUGCAUUCAAAGCGCCAGAGUGGGAAAUCAGUCUUGACUGGCAACCUGACUACUGAGUACAUUGCUAAAUAUUACAAAAGCUACUUAUCUUCAGUGAGAACUAAUUUCAUGGCAAGUUUGAUGUCUGAAUGCAUAACAUUUUUAACACUCACAUCAUACUCUAAAACAGAUCAACUAAUUUUGUUGUAACUUCCCACAGAAAUAUUCGUUUUUGGUCUUAGAAUAAACAUGGAAAAUUAUUUGUAAUAAAUAAUUUUUUAAAGAAAGUUAUGAUAGUAAAAAUAAAUUAGUGCAUUAACAAUUUCAUUCUUUGUGGUGGUUUUGAUAUUACUUGUGUAACAGUAGCCAAUGGAAUCAGAGAAUGCUGGUCCCCUAUCAUGUGAUAGGAGUCUAAACUUUUGUAACCCUGGCUUAUGUCAUAUGACAGGAGCCAGGAAAUAAAGAACAGUCUCUUAC
Messenger RNA from Gopherus flavomarginatus (Mexican gopher tortoise), 6363 nucleotides. RefSeq names its product V-type proton ATPase subunit S1-like. The coding region runs from base 528 to 1883 and encodes 451 amino acids. Gene Ontology annotation, cellular component: proton-transporting V-type ATPase complex. NCBI's taxonomy places the organism in Eukaryota, Metazoa, Chordata, Testudines, Testudinidae. The record is from RefSeq and is a predicted model, not a curated record. The transcript is spliced from 11 exons.